GAUAUGUAUUUUACUAUAUUAUAAUAUUUCAGGCUAGAGUUAGUAUAUUGUAAUGUGCUACUUUAUGAGUUACUGAGUUUAACUAAGAAUGCUAAUGAAUAUAAAAAAUGCUAGUGUAGCACCUUCAAUGUUGAAAUAUACGAUUAGCAUGCAAAGCAAAAUGAAUAUACAUAUAUUGUUGCCUACAUAUAUGCAGGGAUGGUUACAUAAUAAGCCAAACUCUACGUCAGGGGUUGUAAGUCUAUUCAGAAGCCUCUAAAUGGCAUUUGGGGGAUAAGCAGCAAAGCUGAGUAAAUGGGUUGCACCCAUGAAAAAAAUAGCCAAAUCCUCUCUGCCAUUGCCUGUCUCUGACACCCCCGUUAUAGGAAUCUUGGCCUUCAGUGGUACGAGGGCUCAAUUCCAAAUAAAGCCGCACCUUGAUUUUACGGAACAGAAGUUGCCCUGUCGUAUGGACCCUAUUCAGAUCCAAAUUAUUCAAAUGUGGGAUGAUGCAGAUUCAUGAAGCAGACACUUACUGACUGACCACUGACAUCUCACAGGCAGCACCUGGGGGUACCAGAAGCUCAAAACAAGAAUUAAUAUUACAGGCAGAACAAGCUAUUUGGCAAUGUUGGAGAAGAUUUAUGCAAUCCACAUACUCAGCUCUGAAAUUCAUGCUCCCUACAAAAUUGGCUCCUUUUAAAAGAGAAAUUAGCAGGCUUUCCCAGGGUAUAAGAUUUAUUUUUAAAAUAAUAUACCAAACACAAGUUUCCUUACUUCUUGUGGUGUGUUCAGUGGUGAAGUGCAGCAGCGCUGGUGGCGCGCGCACACUAGAGAGCGCUGUUGCAGAGAAAACGCUCCCGGCUCGUCCCCACGGAACAGUGCGGCUCCAGGAGCGCGCGAGCUCCCCACUCCGCCGCUGCCCGCUGGAGCCGCAUUCCUCCUCACCUGAACCACACAUCUCUCUCUCUCUUCACUCUCUCACCUGCGCUCCACAGCCGACACCACACCACCCAGCGCUCUCUGCACGGACUGAAUGAAUCCCAAACCCAAGAGAAGAAAAUGGGGGAUCGAUCGGAUGGACAAUUGCAUUAAGAAGCAACAAAAAAGGCCUACAAGCCAACAAGAGACUUAGCUGCAGCAAUCAAAAGUGUCACGUUUAAUGGAAUUAUAGCAGUCUACAAGGAAAUAAUGAAAGGGGUGUCAAUGAAGGAAAGCUGAUUCAACAAGACAGGUUGUAAAAACAUUUCCUUACUCUUCUUCUGAACUGAAUCUACAACACUAACACAAGCACACACAAGCUCUCAAAACAUGGUGGAAAACGUGAGCUCCAAGCUGGACAGUAACCCAGUCUCGAACAUCUCCCUGCUGAGCACUGGGGACCGCGUGGCCGAGUCUCUGGAGUACAAGACGGUGUCCGUGUUCCUGGUGCUGUUGGUGUGCGGUGUUGGAAUCGUAGGCAACAUUAUGGUGGUCCUGGUGGUUCUGACUACACGACACAUGAGAACACCCACCAACUGCUACCUGGUGAGCCUAGCUGUAGCAGAUCUAACGGUGCUGGUGGCGGCAGGGCUGCCCAACAUCUCAGAGAGCCUGAUGGCCACCUGGGUGUACGGCCAUGCAGGGUGUCUGGGCAUCACUUACCUGCAGUAUCUGGGCAUCAAUGUGUCCUCCUGCUCCAUCACAGCCUUCACCGUGGAGAGAUACAUAGCCAUCUGUCACCCGAUGAGGGCUCAGACAGUGUGCACAGUCUCCAGGGCCAAACGCAUUAUUGCAGGGGUGUGGGCCUUCACCUGCGUCUACUGCAUGCUCUGGCUCUUCCUGGUGGACAUCCAGGUGAACAGUGACGGGAGGGUGCAGUGCGGCUACCGAGUCUCCCGGGACCUCUAUCUGCCAAUCUACCUCAUCGACUUUGCCAUCUUUUACGUCAUUCCCCUGCUACUGGCCAUCGCCCUCUAUGGCCUCAUCGCUCGGAUCCUCUACCUGAGCCCCCUGCCCCACCCACCCGAUUCUGGCACCGUCACGGCCACCACGCUCAGGAGGAGCUGCAAGGAGCCAGUGGAUGCAGUCAAGGGUCGCCAAGGGAGACCAAAGAGUGCCCUCUCCUCUCGGAAGCAGGUCACUAAGAUGCUGGCUGUGGUGGUGAUCCUUUUUGCUCUACUCUGGAUGCCAUACAGAACGCUAGUGCUUAUCAACUCCUUCGUCAGCAAGCCGUAUCUGGAUGCCUGGUUCCUGCUCUUCUGCCGGACUUGCAUCUACGCCAACAGCGCCAUCAAUCCUGUAGUGUACAACCUAAUGUCCCAGAAGUUCCGCUCAGCAUUCCGCGGCCUGUACCGAUGCCAGCGACAAGCCGGUCACCACCGUACCCUCUCAACUCUUAACACUGCAGCCUGUAGUAUGGCCAGAGACCCCCGAGCCGCUCACAUUGGCAAUGGCACCAGGGAGAUGAUCAGAAACAUCAACUCAGGAACUGCUGACCACAAACUCUGCAGAGACAAAAACACUCUGGAUGAGGAGAGAGAGGCUACGGACAGCACGUGUUUGGAAAACACUGACAUGGACAAGCCCAUUUUCAAAGAUAGCGAAGGUGUGAUUGACACAGGGGAGGAACGCAAUGAUGAAGCAAACUUCAACACAGAGAAAAAAGACUUUGUGGACUGUGACCACUUGAAAAUGGAUGAAAAGGGAGUGAAAGAAAACGAGAAUGGUCCAAGCUUGGAAAAGGAGAUCAUGAGACAGUGCAUUGAUAUUAGGAAAGCUCUGGAGAUCAGCAAAGAUGCUACAACUGAUGUGAUGCCAGACAUUAAAAGCUCAAGCACAGAGAAGAUGGAUACAGAGGUCACUUGUGAUGAGAAGAAGCCUACACAUGGCCAGAAUGCUAAAGAACUGAUACACAGCACGGUGUAGCUUCUCCCACUGUCCUCCCACUGUCCUGAUGCUCUGAAGGCAUUCAGAGGGAUAUCAUUUGGGCGACAAACGUGUUCACACAGGUUUACAGCCCCUACCUGACUACCUGAUACCGCUAAAAAAAAAAACAGUAAGAAACAUCUCACCAUCAAUUUUCAUUACUGAGAGGAUCCUAAAGAUCUCUGUUUUUACACCGGCUGACACCAGUUCUGCUGUGGAAUAUGAAGACUGAGUCCACUUUCACUGCAUAAUUUACAGCGCUUGCAGGAAUGGCGGACGGAUCAGCAACACCUGUUCUCUCUGUUGUGGCUUAGAAGCCUUACAGAAAGUUCCAGUGUUAUCUGCUCAUCCACGUCGCAUUAAACAGCUCAUCCUCUCUGCCUGCAAGGAGCAAGAGAGACUAAUGAAUCCAGCCAACCAGCUUUUUAAAAGCACAGACAGGACCAUGUUCUCCUCCGCAGACUCCUACAAGGCACUUUUAUCUGACAACAGAGCUCAGAGCAUGAAGUCAGGACCAACACCAGUCCAUGUUUUCCCUGCAGCCAACACAAUGCAUUUACAGAGCCUGGCCUGGUGCCAGAGCGCGAGCAGAGAGCGUGGCCAGGGGAAGCGAGUUGUAAUGCAUCAACAUUUGUUCCACAUAAAAGCCCACGCUUCAAGCAGAGUGAUGCUUUACAACUGUUUCAUCUGCCAUUGUGCCCGGAGGCACGACCGCGUUCUCUGGGCCACACUUAAAGACUGCACACGCAUCAGUCCAGUCCAGAGAGCAAAUCAGACAACCUCCAUUUGUGGACCCUUAACAAGUCGUCUAUUUAUUUAUAAAGAGCACAAAAGACACUUUACAUACAACACACUACACUACUGACGUUUUACUGCUGCAUCCAGGAUUUAUCUGUAAACAAGAUUAAUCAUACAUCUAAGACCAGUCCACAACAGGAUUAGUCAUGCACUUAGAACAGUGUUGCUGAUACUGAAAGGUAGCCCUGAAAAGCACUUUGUUGUGAACCCAGUGCCAUCAUCCUCGUUCAUAUUUAUAUGUAGAAAGCAGUCACUGUUUUGUUUAUGGCACAAAUGUGAUAUUCAGAUAUUCUGUUCUAAGUGGUAAUUUUUCUGAUGCUAUAAUGACUUUCGUCAGGCAUCGUUGUUUGUAAUGUACAUUGAUAUUUUACUGAAGUAAUGUUCUCUGUUGUAUUUGCUUUAUACAGCUCAUUGCAUCUAUUGUGCUGUUUCUCCACAAAGAGAGAACAGAGUUGACGGGUCGAGCGUUUGAAAUUGUUUUAUUCGCAGCCACUUUUGUGGCUCAUUAAUCUGAUUCCAGUUGUGCUGUACUGUGAGCUCUGCCUGGUAAUCUGGUGAGAUACAUUUUCUUUUAUCUUCUCCUUUAUCUUCUGCAUCUUUUUGCUACAUCCAUCACCAACCUGCCUAUUCCUGCUUAUUGCUUUAACCUUUGCUGCUCCACUGCCACAUUUCAUUUGAUAAACAUUGAAUGAAAUCUGUGCCAGCGUAAAGAGACUGAUUUGAAAGUGCUGGAGCUCGUUACGCUGAUGUGGCAGCUCUGUUUUUCAGCUAUUAAUUGCAAUGCUGAUGGAGAUGGAAGAAGAAAAAAGGCUAAAUGUUUGUUUUCCCUCUAUAAUGAAGCAAAAAAAAAAGAUCUCAGAGCACAGGAAAAUCAGAGUAUUGCUUUAUUUCAUAUUCAAUUGAGAAUCCAACAUCAGAAAACAAAUAUAUAUAUAUAUAUAUAUAUAUAUAUA
Molecule: messenger RNA, 4637 nt
Organism: Astyanax mexicanus (Mexican tetra)
Lineage: Eukaryota; Metazoa; Chordata; Actinopteri; Characiformes; Acestrorhamphidae
Gene: trhr2
Product: thyrotropin releasing hormone receptor 2
Exons: 4
Coding region: 1291-2886 (531 amino acids)
Biological process (GO): phospholipase C-activating G protein-coupled receptor signaling pathway
Cellular component (GO): membrane
Molecular function (GO): thyrotropin-releasing hormone receptor activity
Source: RefSeq, a predicted model, not a curated record